Linum tenue is the source of this 1398-nucleotide messenger RNA. NCBI's taxonomy places the organism in Eukaryota, Viridiplantae, Streptophyta, Magnoliopsida, Malpighiales, Linaceae. The record is from the annotation of a GenBank genome assembly.
AUGGUCACUGCUGCAACCUUGCCCUGGCUCCAGAGUCCCAACGUCCGGCUGCCGUCGGACCCGCCGGAGACUCUCGACAUCCUGUCCUUCGAGGUAGCCAGCACAAUGUCUCGCCUCAUUUCUCUCUACAGCUUCCUCUCCGAGAACGAAUUCACCAGGCUUCGGUACGGGCCGUUGAGAUCGAGAGGAGUCAGGUACUUGAAUUCCGACGACGAGUUCCACCUUCUAAGUCUAGCCUGCUGUGAGAAGCUCGACGAGCUCGAUUCGGCGGCCUUCACCGUGUCUCGUCUAGGCCGGAGAUGCUCCGACCCGGGUCUCAGAUGCUUCAGUUACGAUUACGAGGAUUUGAAACAGGGGAUUGUAGUGGCUCGAGACAGGGUCGAAUUCUACUCGAAGCAAGGGAACGGGAGCAAGAUUUUCCGCAAGAUGGAGAAGUACGUCUCCGCAACGACACAGCUGCACGCGGGGUUGGAAAGUUUGGCGGAGAUGGAAGCGUCCGAGCGCAAGUUUCAGAUGCUGAAGCUGAAACUGGAGCCCUCCAAGUUCAUCACGAACAACGGCUGCAUUGACGGGCAGAGGAUAGCGGCGCAGCGGAAACAGAUCAAACGCUGCAGAGAAACUUCCCUUUGGAACGUGACGUUCGACAAGAGCGUUCGCCUAAUGGCCGAAGCGAUCCGAGUGAUCUUCAUCCGAAUGUGUAAGCUCUUCGGACCCUUCGUCUCCUUCCUUCCUUGUCUUGCGAGGAGCAGCAAUUUGGGUUUGAAAUCGAAGCCGAAGAACGCCCAACUGUACGCGUCGGGCCCAAUUCAGAAAUCUUCAAUACCAUCAACUCCGCCCAGAUUUUACAGUCAGGAACUUUCAUCGAACACCUGGCGUGCAAACCCCAGGGAAGAAACCAGACAGAGACUACCGAUAACGCCGCCAUCCACGGCGGGCGGGUCGGGCCUGGCUCUGCGACUCGCGGAGAUAAUCGUACUGGCGGAGAGAUACUUGCACUUCACGACGAGCAUAGACGACGAAGCGCGAUCGGCAAUGUACGAGAUGCUGCCCGAGAGCUUGAGGGCGGCGGUGAAGAGGAAAUUGGAGAGGCAGUGGAAUCGAGAGGAGAUCGGGGGUUCGGGGUGCCAGGUGGCGCUGGCGGAAGGGUGGAGGGAGGCGGCGGGGAAGAUAUUGGAGUGGCUGGCGCCGAUGGCGCACGACACGGUGAAGUGGCAGGCGGAUCGGCAGCUGGAGAGACAGAUGGCGGUGGAUUUGGACGGGAGAGCGAAGGGAUCGGUGCUGCUUGUGCAGACGCUGCACUAUUCGGAUGCGGAGAAAACGGAGGCGGCGAUCGUGGAGGUUUUGGUGGCGCUGAGUUGCGUGUACAGGUACGAGGAUCUUAGAUUCCGUCGGGAUUAA